AUGGGAACACCUUUGACAGGAACAGUUAUUAUUACCGGGGGAAAUGGAUUGCUUGGUUCAGAAAUCGCUAUCGAAAUCGCAAAGAAACAUCCAUUCAUUCACCUGUUAUUGACGGCACGGGAUAUCAGGACACACGACGUCCGUGAUCUCACCGGGAAGAUCCGUUUGAUCGGCCCCAGAUCGGUCGAAGUUCUGUCGCUGGAUCUGACCGAUCUGAAAUCAGUAGCCUGUUUCGCCAAAACUACCGUCGACCGUGUUCACUUCAAAGACAUUCCGCCUAUUACCAGCUUGAUCCACGCAGCCGUUACAACGUCGUACGUUGUAGAUGAGCUCACUUCAGACGGCUACGAUCCUGUGUAUCAGACAAAUUGUCUUUCGCCAUUCUUAUUGACCAUCGGACUGUUCGAGGCUUUCCGGGCUGGAGAUGGCACACCAGGAGGAGGAGCGAAAGUCAUCAACAUUGGAUGCUCUGCGACAUCAUCCGGGCGACUGGAUUAUUUUGACCGCGACCAUGGAAGACACGGCAAACGAGCGGGAACUGCCCUGAGCGCAAAGGAACAGAAUAUUCGAUUUGGAAGCAGCAAGUUAAUGGCGAGUGUCGCAUUAUAUGCAUUGAGGCGGAGCUUGAUCUGGACCGGGAACAUGUCGCUCGACAUCUUCACUUUGGAUCCAGGAGGCAUGACAGGCCCGAGUCAUCUGCGAACUGGGGCGCCUAUGUUGGUCAGAGUCGCACACCAGACCCGGUCCGGGCUUCGGCCCUUUUUGCGCAUGGUAUCCAAGAGCUCUAUGAAUAAAGCCAGUGUUCCAGCCAAGGCAAUUGCCAGAGUUGCAUUCCAGAUCGACGAAGUGGAGAACCGACGGAGGGAACGCUACUUUAUUCUCGAUAGCGAUUACGAAGCCGCAUCCGUCCUGCCCAGUUUGCGUGACGCAGAGAAAGUCAAGAAGCUGUUACUGCAGAUACUGGGACAAGCUGAAGUUGAGACGAAAGAAGUCGACUCGGCUCCUAUACGUCCUCGAUUGAGCAUGGUUGCACCUAACAGAGUCCCGGGGUUGUUGCCAGGGUUCUCGGCCGCUCCAUUAGUUCUUGGCCCCAACCUAGUGCGCUACGGCCCUGUGACCGCGCCCGCGAUGAACCGACACGUUCUCGAGAAAGGCCACUCUGCCUACCCCAUCGGCUCUGCCUUUUCAAUAUCACCUAACAGAUUCCAGUCUCGCUCGCAACCUGCCUUCCGGAGACGCCGACAGCUAUUCCAGCGCCUCUGCCUCCUUGGCGGUGUGUCAUUUGUGCUGCUCCUUCUGAUCUACCCAUCCUGGCGCACCGCUAUCCUCCCCACACUUUCGUUCGGCCUUCUCUCCUCUCCCGGAGAUCUACACCUACAGACAGUGCGGUACUAUGAUUUAUCAGAAGUACAAGGGACGGAGAAGGGAUGGGAACGCGGGGAGCGGGUCUUGAUGUGUACUCCGCUGCGAGAUGCUUCGUCGCACCUGCCGAUGUUCUUCUCGCAUCUCCGAAACCUCACAUACCCGCAUAACCUGAUCGAUCUUGCUUUCCUGGUAUCGGAUUCCCAGGAUGACACAUUGCAAAUGCUGUCGCACAUGUUGGAGGAUUUGCAAAAUGACCCAGAUCCGAAGAUGACUUUUGGGGAGAUCUCGGUCAUUCAGAAGGACUUUGGGCAGAAAGUGCAACAGGACGUGGAAAGCCGACAUGGGUUCGAGGCACAGGCUAGCCGACGCAAAUUGAUGGCGCAGGCGCGCAAUUGGUUGCUGAGUGCGACGCUUCGCCCGACCCACAGCUGGGUUUAUUGGAGAGAUGCGGAUGUGCAGACUGCUCCUUUUACGAUUAUUGAGGAUCUGAUGCGGCACAACAAGGAUGUGACGGUUCCAAAUGUAUGGCGCCCGCUCCCAGAUUGGCUUGGUGGAGAGCAGCCGUAUGAUCUGAAUUCCUGGCAAGAAUCCGAGACAGCAUUGGCGCUGGCGGAUACUUUGGACGAGGAUGCGGUAAUCGUCGAAGGUUACGCCGAGUACGCUACGUGGAGACCUCACCUGGCCUACCUUCGCGACCCCUACGGCGAUCCUGAUAUGGAGAUGGAGCUUGACGGGAUCGGAGGUGUCAGCAUCCUGGCAAAGGCUCGGGUGUUCCGCGCUGGUGUCCACUUCCCAGCCUUUAGCUUCGAGAAGCAUGCCGAGACGGAAGGAUUUGGCAAGUUGGCCAAACGAAUGCAGUUUUCCGUGAUUGGGCUGCCGCAUUAUACAAUCUGGCAUCUAUACGAGCCCAGUGUUGACGACCUCAGACACAUGGAAGAGAUGGAGGCGGAGCGGGUGGCUCGCGAACAAGAAGAGCUAGCACGAGCGGCAGCGGCACAGAAGGAGACUACCCAGUCUAAGCCGAUUGUUGCCGAUCACAUCGUGGACCGUGAACAAGUUCCAGACUUUGGCGCUGACCCUGCUCAGCCAGUCAAAGACGCACGUGGUGAUCUUAAUGACCAAGCCCAGAGACUGGAAGAAGUCCCGAAGGCAAAACAAUGA
This is a messenger RNA of Penicillium bovifimosum, 2526 nucleotides long. RefSeq lists its product as uncharacterized. Lineage: Eukaryota; Fungi; Ascomycota; Eurotiomycetes; Eurotiales; Aspergillaceae. Gene Ontology annotation, biological process: protein N-linked glycosylation; cell wall mannoprotein biosynthetic process. Gene Ontology annotation, molecular function: alpha-1,6-mannosyltransferase activity. The coding region runs from base 1 to 2526 and encodes 841 amino acids. The record is from RefSeq and is a predicted model, not a curated record. The transcript has 6 exons. Gene Ontology annotation, cellular component: mannan polymerase complex.